AUGCAGCACACGCAGCAAAAAGCAGUCGUCCCCGCACGCUUCCUGGGUGUGCCCCCCGGCAGAGGCAGUUGCCCACUGACUGGCCCUCUGCCCUUUGACCUCAUCUAUACGGACUACCACGGCCUGCAGCAGAUGAAGCAGCACAUGGGGCUCUCGCUCAAGAGACACAAAUGUCACAUCCGCGUGAUUGACACAUUUGGGACAGAGCCAGCUUACAACCACGAGGAGUACGCCACCCUGCACGGCUACCGGACCAACUGGGGCUAUUGGAACCUGAACGCCAGGCAAUACAUGACCAUGUUCCCUCACACGCCAGACAACUCCUUCAUGGGCUUCGUGUCAGAGGAGUUGAACGAAACUGAGAAGAGGAGCAUCCAACAGAGCAAAGUCAACAGCAUGGCAGUGGUGUAUGGGAAGGAGGCCAGCAUGUGGAAGCUUCAGGGCAAGGAAGGUUUCCUGCAGAUUCUCCAUAAAUACAUGGAGGUCCAUGGCACGGUGUACUACGAGACACAGAGACCUCCAGAGGUUCCGGCCUUUGUCAAGAACCACGGCCUGCUGCCCCAGCACGAACUGCAGCAGCUGCUGCGCAAAGCCAAGCUCUUCAUCGGCUUUGGUUUUCCCUACGAAGGCCCCGCCCCGCUGGAAGCGAUCGCCAACGGCUGCGUCUUCCUGCAGCCAAAGUUUAAACCGCCUCACAGCUCGUUCAAUCACGAGUUCUUCAAAGGAAAGCCCACAUCAAGAGAAGUGUCAUCGCAGCAUCCGUACGCGGAGCAGUACAUCGGCAGCCCCCAUGUCAUAACGGUGGACUACAACAACUCUGCGGAGUUUGACACCGCCAUCAGAGAAAUUAUGAGGCGCAAGGUUGAACCGUACCUGCCUUACGAGUACACGUGUGAGGGCAUGUUGGAGCGAGUGCACGCCUACAUACAACAGCAGGAUUUCUGUGCCUCGGAGCCACUGUUCGUCCCCGCCAACGUAUCCAGACAAGGCCCUGCAGGCGUCGGCCCCCUCGCAAGGCCUCUGUUUGUGCCCCUGCCCAACUCCACAGCCCUUGGCUGGGCGUCCGACGUGACCCCCCCUCCCACAGCCUGGCCCCCUCUCAGCUCCUUACGGCUCCUCGUAUCGGAAGAGGGCGAGUCGUGCGUAGAGGCGUGCCGGAGCCACGGCUUCAUCUGCGAGCCUGCUCACUUUCGCUUCAUCAACAACAAGGAGGCUCUACGCAGGUUGGAGGUGCAGUGUGAAGUGCUGGAUUCCGAGAUGAACCACAUCCUCCCGGCCUUCUCUGUGUUGCGCCGCGAGUGCGGACUUCAGCGAGAGCCGCUGCUCUUCAGCUGCGCUGGCCACUCGCCCAAAUACAGACGCGUCUGCCCCUGCAGGGACUUCCGGCGUGGCCAGGUGGCGCUGUGCAGGGACUGUCUCUGACCGUGGAAGAAUUGGCAUUGAGGCAAGGUAAUGAGCACUUACCUCGGAGUGCAGGGAGGAGGUCUCCGCUGUGGAAUGGUGAGUGGUGGAAGGAAACCCCACGAAUGGAUUUAAAUUGCUUCAACAGGCACCGGGCUACCGUAUGAUGGAACUUCCUAUGUCGCCGGGUGGCCGAAUUACCCAUUUGGAGCGUUGGCAAAGCCAACUGGAGUGUAGCCUGCCCCCUGGAGGACACUUGAAGAACAAAUCCGUUCAUUUUGGGAACCUUUAGUUCUUCGCACGCAUGGACUCCGACAAGAAGGCGAGCACAGUUCAAUAUCCAAUCUCCUCUCAGCGCACGCACAAAAGGGUAGACGGACAAGCUGGGGGGGUUAUAGCCUCUGCCUCUUGUACCCCCUCCGCCCCUUCCGUCGUCGAUUGUCAGUCAUUUGUCAAACUGGGCCCCCCCGAGUCGGCGGCAAUAUCGUUCAAUGUAAUCAUCUGUGGUCACAAAAGGCAGAAAAAGGAGCAGAGAGGACACAGAUAAAGGCGACCAAAUUAUUUUUCAAUGAAUACACUCGAGUGGAUUUUUCAGCGUCCUAGCGGGCUUGUCUGAUGGAGAAGAGGUCCUCAAAUAUAAAGAUCAACAUGGAUCAAAGCCGCGUGCUGUCUUCUUUCGUUGUGCUCUUCACUCCGACCCCUGUCCUCUUUUAACAAUGAAUGAUUAAGUUCUCAUUUGAAUACGCUGGCAUCCUCACUCAAACGUGGUUGUCUCAGUUGUAUACCGGCGGUGUCUCGUUGGCAUUUAUCACGGGGUCAUGUCAUAGUGACGAGGCUUCUUAUAAUGGCAAAACCACAUCCAAGUAUAAUCAUUUGGGUGAUAGUUUUGGGGCACAACUCGGUUUAAAGUUCAAAGGUUUGGUUCACAUUCGGGAUAAGGACGAAAGCCUGCCUUGACUGUAUGUGAAUUGUUUAAACUGGAAACGGGCUCCCAACUAU
This is a messenger RNA of Hippocampus comes (tiger tail seahorse), 2400 nucleotides long. RefSeq names its product alpha-1,6-mannosylglycoprotein 6-beta-N-acetylglucosaminyltransferase B-like. NCBI's taxonomy places the organism in Eukaryota, Metazoa, Chordata, Actinopteri, Syngnathiformes, Syngnathidae. The record is from RefSeq and is a predicted model, not a curated record. Gene Ontology annotation, biological process: protein N-linked glycosylation. The coding region runs from base 1 to 1422 and encodes 473 amino acids. Gene Ontology annotation, cellular component: Golgi apparatus. The transcript has 11 exons. Gene Ontology annotation, molecular function: alpha-1,6-mannosylglycoprotein 6-beta-N-acetylglucosaminyltransferase activity.